Messenger RNA from Megalops cyprinoides (Indo-Pacific tarpon), 3051 nucleotides. Its product is annotated as cadherin-20-like. The record is from RefSeq and is a predicted model, not a curated record. The transcript is spliced from 11 exons. Gene Ontology annotation, molecular function: calcium ion binding; cadherin binding. Gene Ontology annotation, cellular component: catenin complex; plasma membrane; adherens junction. NCBI's taxonomy places the organism in Eukaryota, Metazoa, Chordata, Actinopteri, Elopiformes, Megalopidae. Gene Ontology annotation, biological process: adherens junction organization; cell morphogenesis; homophilic cell-cell adhesion. The coding region runs from base 1 to 2373 and encodes 790 amino acids.
AUGGGGGAUGGAUUUGCUCUGGCGUUGGGUCCCCGCGUGGCCACCCUGGUCCUGGCGGUCCAUCUCCUGCAGUGGCAGGUGCAGGGGCUGAUGCGACGUCCCGGCAUCGGGGACGAGAGGGGGGAGCUGCUCCGCCGCGCGAAGAGGGGUUGGGUUUGGAACCAGUUCUUCGUCCUGGAGGAGUACACAGGACUGGAGCCUCUGUACAUUGGAAAGCUGCACUCCGACAUGGACCGGGGCGACGGCUCCAUUAAGUACAUCCUGUCGGGCGAGGGGGCGGGCACCAUGUUCACCAUCGACGACAGCACGGGCGACAUCCACGCCAUCCAGCGCCUGGACCGCGAGGUGAAGGCCCAGUACGUGCUCCGGGCCCAGGCCCUGCAGAGGCAGACGGGCCGGCCGCUGGAGCCUGAGUCCGAGUUCAUUGUCAAGAUCCAGGACAUCAACGACAACGAGCCCAAGUUCCUGGACGGGCCCUACCAUGCCACCGUGCCAGAGAUGUCAGUUAUAGGGACGUCCGUCAUCCAGCUGACAGCCACUGACGCUGACGACCCCACCUACGGCAACAGCGCCAGGGUGGUGUACAGCAUCCUGCAGGGCCAGCCUUACUUCUCCGUGGAGCCCAGGACAGGCAUUGUCCGGGUCUCCCUGCCCGACAUGGACCGCGAGGUGAGGGAGAACUACUCCGUCAUCAUCCAGGCCAAAGACAUGGGCGGCCAGCUCGGGGGACUGGCGGGCACCACCACCCUCAACAUCACCCUGACCGACGUCAACGACAACCCGCCCAAAUUCGCCCAGAAGCUCUAUCAGAUGAGCGUUCCCGAGUCUGCCCCGGUAGGCUCGGUCGUGGGUCGGAUCAGAGCCAAGGACAGGGACGAGGGGAUCAACGCUGAGAUGAGGUACACCAUCAUCGACGGGGACGGCAGGGACUCCUUCGACAUCAGCACGGACCCUACCAACCAGUUCGGCAUCAUCACCAUCAAAAAGCGGCUGGACUUUGAGAGCAAGCGGAGCUACACGCUGAAGGUGGAGGGGGCGAACACACACCUGGACCCCCGCUUCCUGAGCCGCGGCCCUUUCAGUGAUGUCACCAUUGUGCACGUCAGCGUGGAGGACGUGGACGAGCCCCCGGACUUCGCCGCCCCCUUCUACUUCGUGGAGGUGCCCGAGGACCUGGAGAUCGGCACCGUCUUCAAGACCGUCUCCGCCCGCGACCCGGACGUGGCCAACAAUUCCAUCAGGUAUUCCAUUGAGAGGGCAAGUGACCCGGAUAAGUACUUCUACAUCGACAUCACAUCAGGGGCACUGAUGACAGUGCAGUCGCUGGACCGGGAGCUGCUGUCCUGGCACAACAUCACCAUCCUCGCCAUGGAGAUGAAUAAUCCCACUCAAAUCGGGAGCGUGUCUGUCACGGUGAAGGUCCUGGACGUGAAUGACAACCCCCCCGAGCUGUCCCAGUACUACGAGGCUUUCGUCUGCGAGAGCGCCAAGGCCGGCCAGCUGAUUCAGACGGUGACAGCUGUGGACCCGGACGACCCCCUGGGAGGUCAGCACUUCUACUACAGCCUGGCACCCGAGGCCGCCAACAACCCCAACUUUACCCUCCGAGACAACCAAGACAACUCUGCGUGGAUCCUGACGCGGCGCGGCGGCUUCUCGCAGCUGGACCAGAGCGUGUACUACCUGCCCAUCUUCAUCUCGGAUGGCGAGCAGCCCGUACAGACAAGCACCAGCACGCUGACCAUCCGCGUCUGCAGCUGCGACGGCGACGGCAACGUGCUGUCCUGCAACGCCGAGGCCUACACCCUGCCCGUCAGCCUGAGCCGCGGCGCGCUCAUCGCCAUCCUGGCCUGCAUCUUCGUCCUGCUAGUCAUGAUCCUGCUGAUCCUGUCGCUGCGGAACCACCGGAAGAAGCCGUACCUGUCGGAUGAGGAGGAGAACGUCCACGAGAACAUCGUGCGCUACGACGACGAGGGCGGUGGCGAGGAGGACACGGAGGCCUUCGACAUCGCCGCCAUGUGGAACCCACGUGAGGCGCACGCGGGGAAGAUCCGGCAGGACAUGCUGCCGGAGAUCGAGAGCCUGUCACGCUACGUGCCGCAGCCAUGUGUGGGUGUUGGCGACGGCAACGUGCAUGGUUACGUGCUGGCCAAGCUGUACGAGGCUGACCUGGACCCGUGCGCACCGCCCUACGACUCACUCCAGACGUACGCCUAUGAGGGCGAGGGCUCGGUGGCCGAGUCUCUCAGCUCGCUGCAAUCGGGUGUCUCCAAUGCCGACCACGACUACGACUACCUCAGCGACUGGGGGCCCCGCUUCCGGAAGCUGGCCGAGAUGUACGGCGUGCUGGAGGCGAACGCCCCGCUCUGGUAGCGGGCGGAGCCAACCCGGCCCUCUCCGCCCGCUCUCCGGCCUUUAAACGAGGAGGCUUCAUCCGCUUGCCUUUGAUUGCCCAGCUGCCUACAGCUGCUACCCUUACCGCCCCCCUCAGACGCACAGCGAACCUUUUGAGGUAACUGCCUGAGCGUAUCUUUUUUGAAGAAGAGACCACAGCGCCUUGGUGGAGGCGUUUCAAAGCUGGGCAGUGCCUCAAUGUGCUGUUCUCCGGCGAGCAAGCUGCAUAAGAAGGCUCUUUGGCUUGGAGAUUACCCAUGAUCCUCUGGGAUGAGCACGGACCCUCUGAGAGAGCCUGCUCAAGCCUCCGCCUCAAAGCUCGGAAAAAAAAAAACAGCGGUUGGAAGCGCUGGGACACUGUCUCGUUUUUUUCAAACUUUGUUUCAGUAGGAGAGGACUUUUUUUACAUAUGGUUGUUCCUAGGUAGACUGCCCCAUCUACAUGAAAAAGAGGAGAAUUUCUGUUCAUCCCAACCAAGUUUAGGGACAGGAUCGAGGAGACUGAAGAUCUCUCCUAUUCCUGCUUUGUCAUUGUAGAAAACAGUCAAUCACCCAGCUCCUUUGUAAACUCAUUGUCUGGCAGUCUUAUUUAUUUAUUCAUGUGCGGUAUUUAUAUUUUUUUAUAAAUUAUUGAAGGAAGUCAUAAAACGGACCUACA